This is a messenger RNA of Pocillopora damicornis (cauliflower coral), 4252 nucleotides long. Its product is annotated as lethal(3)malignant brain tumor-like protein 4. The record is from RefSeq and is a predicted model, not a curated record. NCBI's taxonomy places the organism in Eukaryota, Metazoa, Cnidaria, Anthozoa, Scleractinia, Pocilloporidae. Gene Ontology annotation, cellular component: nucleus. Gene Ontology annotation, biological process: negative regulation of DNA-templated transcription. Gene Ontology annotation, molecular function: zinc ion binding; histone binding; chromatin binding.
ACUACUGCAGGGAGAUCAGUCUGGCUAAGUGAAAGCAGGAAUGUGUUACAGUACUUGGUGAUCAGAAUGAAUGGGCCUGCAGAAGCAGUUGGAGUCACUUGUUCAGUGAGUGAAAACUUUGAGCCACAUGCCAAGAAACAGAGACUGGAUAAUGAUUGUGAACAGAAAAUAGACUUUCAAACUUCAUUGCCUUCUAAAAGCCUUCAAGACCAAAUUGAAAUCUCAGACCUUGGUGGUAAUGGAAAAGAGCAAAUCACAGCUGUCACCCAUGACCAGGUUGAACCUAGCAAUGAAGGCACACCAAUUGCAGGCAGCAAAAAGAAUAAUCCAAUUAAAAAUGUGGAGGACCCAAAUUCAGAGGGAAACAAAAGUGUUGUCAAUGGCCAGCAGCAUCUAAAUAACAAUAUAGGAGACAGCAAGACCCAAGCUUCCAGUGAUUCAAAAGAUUUGCCCAUUGUGAAAAAAGAAAAACCAAGUUUUGAGGAGGAUGAUCCAUUUGCAGCCCUGGACUGGAAAGAUGGAAUUGCUACCCUUCCAGGGAGCAAUCUGAAGUUUAAACUGACUGAGUUUGGGACUCUAGAGAUAAUAAGUACAGUGGAAACAGAGAAAGGUGAAAUACAGUGGAGUACACCUACGGAACAUCGAAAAACAGGAAGUGAGGAAACAAAUGAAAAAUCAAGCGAGGGAACGAGACUAGAUGACAAGAAAGACAGUGGUAUUCCGAAGAAAGCUAAUACGACAAAAAACAGUUCUCCUAAUGCUACCGACAUCCUGUGCUGUGAAGUGUGCGGGAAGAAUGGGUUGCGGCAGGAAUUCUCAGCAUCAGGAAGGUUUUGUGGUUUGUCUUGUGUGGGAGUAUACACCGGCAGAAGAAACAAGGGCAGGGAAUUUGUGCGCAAGGUCAAAACUGCAGACGGAAAGAUCGUGAAGAAGAAAAAGAAGGGAAAAGGAAAGAAAAUCGGGACAGUGGAGAAACCACCGGUGGCAGCUGGUGCACAUGACUCUGUAACGUCAGUUCAGGAUGCUUCGCUUGUGGGCAAGUUUAAACUAAAAGGCAAAGGAGAAAAACACAAAAUCAAGGCGGCCAAGCAACAGAUCUCGUUGGAACCCUCCAAUCUGAUGAAAGGAGAAGACGUUCCGUAUGACUCUACCAAGCCGUUCGUAUGGUCAGAAUACUUAGUAGCGUGUGGUGCCAAAGCAGUCCCUAAUAUUGUAUUUAAACAGGAAAAUCCCUCUCUGGAUGUGUUUCCAAAACCAAAUCACUCUUUCAAGAAGGAUUACAAGUUGGAAUGUAUUGACCCUAAACACCCGUCCUACAUCUGUGUGUGUACCAUAGUCAAAGUAAAAGGAGCACGCCUCAGGCUUCAUUUUGAUGGUUGGUCUGAGAGUUACGACUUCUGGACUAACGUGGAUUCGCCGUUUAUCUAUCCCAUGCACUGGUGUGAAAGGAACGGCCAGGUUCUGCACCCACCAAGAAGUUUCACGAAACAGGAGUUCAACUGGGAAAAGUACUUGAAGAAAUGUGGAGCUAAGGCGGCUCCAGAAAAUCUGUUCAGAGAGGUCCAACCGACAUUACACGGAUUUAAAGUCGGCAUGAAACUAGAAGCUGUCGAUCGCAAGAACCCGGAUCUGAUCUGUGUUGCUACGGUGACCAACGUGAUUGGCAACUAUUUCUUAGUUCAUUUUGACGAGUGGGACGACUCUUAUGACUACUGGUGUCAGGACGAUUGUCCGUACAUUCACCCUGUCGGGUGGUGUGCAGAGAACGGCAAGAAACUUAACCCUCCUAAUGAUGACGAAGUGUACACAUUCCAGUGGGAGGAGUACCUGAGGACGACUGGUGCUGUUGCGGCGCCUCCAGAUCUCUUCAAAAAGCGCCCCAAGCCAAGUUUUAAGCCUGGGGAGAGAAUGGAAGCAGUUGAUAAACGGAAUCCAUCUCUAGUCCGAGCAGCUAGAGUAGCUGCAGUGGAAGAAUACAGAGUCAAGGUGCAUCUAGAUGGCUGGGAUGAUAUCUAUGAUGACUGGUUUGAUGCUGAUUCUACUGACCUACACCCAGUGGGGUGGUGCGAAAAAACGGGACAUCCUCUGGAAACGCCCUUAACAACCCGCGAAAAGAUCUCAAGUGCUGCUUGUCCGACUCCCGGAUGUAAAGGCAUUGGUCAUGUAAAGGGCGCUAAGUAUUCCACUCAUCACAGCACGUUUGGCUGCCCGUACUCACUGCAGAACCUGAACAAAGACUCAUGCCUAGUGGAUCGGCUCUCCAACAACUCCAUGACUGAAGAAUCCGACUGGUCCUAUGCUUCUAAACAGAAAACGACUGGAUUUAAAGAAGUAAAACCUGAGAUUCCUUCAAGUCCAACCGUGGAAGGGGUGUGUCCCACACCAGGAUGUAAUGGCCUGGGUCACGUCACUGGACACUGGAAGACUCAUUACACUCUGUCAGGCUGCCCAAACAAUGAAGCAAACCAAGGCAAGAUCUUUUCGAAGCAUACCAGCAAGUCUCCCGUUUUCAAGAAAAUUCCACACCUCGCCCCCAACAGUCCUCCCUCUGUCCACUCAGGUGCCAAAGCACCGGUUGGUGGAAGUAUUAUAUCUACCCGAAGUUCUGCUAGGAAAGUUUUUGGUAAAGAAGAGAAACACCAUGGAAUGCGCCAGAAGUACGCAGACAAGGCUGUUCAGCAUGUCACACCGUUCUCGUUUCCCUGGCCUUUGGGAAGCCAGUUCUCCAUGAUGGGUCUCAGCGAGCUGAAGGCCGCCAUCAGUUUAGAAAAUGACUCGGUGGCCUCCAACGAAAGGCAACGAAUGAUUAAGUGGACUGUGGAUGACGUUAUGAGUCACGUGCGCGCGCUCGGCUGCACGGAACAGGCUAAGAUAUUUGGAGACCAGCUGAUCGACGGAGAAGCUUUCCUCUUGCUGACGCAGAACGAUAUCGUCAAUAUUCUUAAGAUCAAGCUUGGACCGGCGCUCAAAAUAUUCAACACCAUACCAAAGCAUUAAUUAAGUUUAUUGUUCCUAUCCGAAAAAGAAUCAAACAAUUUGUUCAUCCUUGCGAAACGCCCUUACUUCCAUCUUAUUUCCAAAGAACGUUACAACUUACGGAAAAGAUUAAAAAGGUAUGCCCGCCAACGUCCAUGGAGGAGAGACGGGUCGAUGAAAAAUGAUAAAUAACUUCAAGGUGAACCACAACUGGAUGACAACGGAAAGCGAAAGAGUCUCAUCCACUGAGGACCUGCGAGGCAUUGCGAAGACACUUCCCACAGAGUUUAUGUUGCUGGAGAGAGUCCUUUUGUCGACUUUGCGGUAUUUAAAUGGAUUUGGAAGCUGCCUCAAAAUUUUUAUAAAGUUUGUUGUUUUAUCUUUAAGCAAAGAACUCGACCCAACAUAUUUACUCAGUUCCAGAGUAUUACGUAGAACGCAGUGCAAAUUUCAGUUUUGGUCGGGUGAUGUCACUCAAUAUUAAAAAAACAAUCAAAAUGGCCAACUGCAAUACACGAAAAGAACAAGUCUACGAAUAUAGGCUUAGCACAAGUACAGUUGAACAGCGCCAGGGGAACCCUACUGUCUUGUCUGCGAAUUGGAGUGGUUGUGUGUUUCGUAAUAAUUAUCACUUUCAACCAAUUAGAGAGCCAAGUAAUGCUAAGCGAGACACUGAUUAAAUCUCGUCGCACGACAAGAUAUUUUAGUUGCUUGGGUAAACCUCAUAUUCUGACGCUAUUUUUGGCAUGAACACCUCAGAGAACUGAGUGCCGAAUGUACAUGUACAUUUCCAACCAAAGAGCAGCAAGGAAAGCGUCAGAGCUACUAACGGUACAUUCAGUUUUCAUUUUAACACACUACAAAGUAACUACUUGAUAAAAACUAAUUUUAACUAGAACUGUGUUCUACUAAAAUAAUCUGGCGGCAUUUUUAAAAACAUAGCUUCCACUUCAUGCAGGUUCGUGGUUUCAUUUCAUCGCUUUGAAACAGUUUUAGAUUAUUCGCAUUCCCAUAACCAGAUUUGUCAGUUUUGUGCACCGAUUACUAACGCACUAAAAAAAAAUCAAGUAAAUUUGACUGCACUGCAGCUUGUACUCUUCAUCUGAUGGGUUGGGUAUCUUCUAUAAUUCAUGGCAAGGUUUCUAUUACAUUAUAGUCAAACACAAAGAAAGUAAUUUAAUUGUAAAACGCUAAAAAUGUGUAUGUACAUUUAUUUUUCAUAUAAACCAAUUUUCAUAGAAAUAAAAAGAACAUUGACUGAGAUCUGCUUUACCGA